Molecule: messenger RNA, 2996 nt
Organism: Diospyros lotus (date-plum)
Lineage: Eukaryota; Viridiplantae; Streptophyta; Magnoliopsida; Ericales; Ebenaceae
Product: probable boron transporter 2
Exons: 12
Coding region: 538-2682 (714 amino acids)
Biological process (GO): monoatomic anion transport; transmembrane transport; monoatomic ion homeostasis
Cellular component (GO): plasma membrane
Molecular function (GO): solute:inorganic anion antiporter activity
Source: RefSeq, a predicted model, not a curated record
UGCAUGGACUGGAGAGCUUGCUUGGAUGCUUCCUUCGAAGCCAGCUUGUCAUGGACUGGCACUCUCUCUCUUUAUCUUCUCAUCAUCAUCAUCAUCAAUACAUCCUCAUAGGCGCCGUCUCUCUCUCUCUCUCUCUCUCUCCAUAGCCCGUCCUUUGAGUCUCCUGCUAUUCUUUUUAUUUCACGAUGAUCUGGGUUCGUAUACAUGUUUCAAAUCUACAGUAGUUCCCUUUUCAGCUUCCGCUUUUCCACGUUUCAAGCCCUAUAUAUUUGGACCCUUUCCCCUCCCCUCCCAACCCCGCCAAAAGCCUUCCCUCGUUCCUCUCUUCUUUCCCAUUACCUUUCCUAUUAUUAUUAAUUCUUCCUCUGUGAUUCCAGUAAAUUAAAGCAAUGCUGCUUCGAGUUCUAAUCUGGGUUAUACUUUAAUGACUUAAAUCUGUAUUUCUGUACCUGGGAGGCAACCUAAGCCCAAAUUUAUUGUAAAAAUUUGAAGCAAAUCUUGUUUUCACGAAUUAAUCUGCAAAAUACGUAAGAAACCAUGGAGGAAAACUUUGUUCCGUUUGGCGGAAUAAAGGAGGAUGUUCGUGGGAGGCUAAUGUGUUACAAACAAGACUGGUCAGGUGGUUUUAGGGCCGGUUUCAGGAUUUUGGCCCCAACCACAUACAUAUUCUUCGCUUCAGCGAUUCCGGUGAUAUCAUUUGGUGAACAACUGGAGAGAAAUACUGAUGGGUUGCUCACAGCGGUCCAAACGUUGGCUUCUACUGCACUAUGUGGAAUUAUACACUCAAUCAUUGGGGGUCAGCCAUUGCUGAUUCUUGGUGUUGCAGAGCCUACUGUGCUGAUGUACACAUUCAUGUAUAAUUUUGCCAAAGAUAGACCAGAUCUGGGACCCAAGCUCUUUCUAGCCUGGACUGGAUGGGUGUGUGUUUGGACUGCAAUUUUGUUGUUCCUUAUGGCAAUCCUAGGAGCUUGCUCCAUCAUCAAUAGGUUUACUCGUCUUGCCGGGGAGUUGUUUGGCCUGCUCAUUGCAAUGCUCUUCAUGCAAGAAGCCAUCAAAGGACUUGUCGAAGAGUUUCGUAAACCUGACAGAGCAAAUCCCAGGUUAACAGAGUUUCAACCUUCAUGGAGGUUUGCUAAUGGGAUGUUUGCACUAGUACUGUCGUUUGGCCUUCUUCUCACUGCACUAAAAAGCCGCAAGGCAAGAUCUUGGCGAUAUGGAUGUGGAUGGAUUCGAGGCUUCAUAGCAGAUUAUGGCGUGCCAUUGAUGGUUAUCGUGUGGACUGCUCUUUCUUACAUACCAUCUGGAGACAUUCCCAAAGGAAUACCAAGGCGCCUUUUCAGCCCGAAUCCAUGGUCACCAGGCGCAUAUCAGAACUGGACAGUCAUAAAGGAUAUGCUAAAUGUGCCUGUUCUCUACAUAAUUGGAGCUUUUAUUCCUGCAACAAUGAUAGCGGUGCUAUAUUACUUUGAUCACAGCGUGGCGUCUCAACUUGCUCAGCAGAAAGAGUUCAAUUUGCGAAAGCCCCCUUCAUUCCACUAUGAUCUACUUCUUCUAGGAUUUAUGGUCAUGCUGUGUGGUCUUAUUGGGAUUCCUCCAGCAAAUGGUGUCAUCCCACAAUCUCCAAUGCAUACUAAAAGUUUGGCAACACUUAAGCACCAGCUGCUUAGAAAUAGGCUUGUAGCAGCAGCUCGCAAAUGUAUGGGUAAGAACGCUAGCUUGGCACAAGUUUAUGGGAGCAUGCAAGAAGCAUAUCAACAGAUGCAGACUCCGCUGAUCUACCAGGAACCUUCAGCUCAAGGACUAAAGGAAUUAAAGGACUCAACAAUUCAGUUGGCUUCAACCAUAGGGAACAUAGAUGCCCCGAUUGAUGAGACGAUUUUUGAUGUUGAGGAGGAGAUUGAUGAUUUGUUACCAGUUGAGGUGAAAGAACAACGGCUUAGCAACUUGCUCCAAUCUGUGAUGGUGGGAGGAUGUGUUGCUGCCAUGCCUUUCCUUAGGAAGAUACCCACCUCAGUACUCUGGGGAUAUUUUGCAUACAUGGCCAUUGAAAGCUUACCGGGAAACCAGUUCUGGGAGCGGAUCUUACUGCUCUUUACAGCUCCAAGCAGGAGAUACAAAGUUCUGGAGGAGUAUCAUGCUACCUUUGUGGAAUCCGUACCCUUCAAGACGAUUGUGACCUUUACAAUUUUCCAGACUGUAUACUUGCUUAUCUGUUUUGGAAUUACAUGGAUCCCGAUUGCUGGGGUUCUGUUCCCCCUGAUGAUCAUGUUCCUGGUGCCUGUAAGGCAAUAUCUUCUGCCCAAGUUUUUCAAAGGGCCUCACCUUCAAGAUUUAGAUGCAGCAGAGUAUGAAGAGGCACCGGCUUUAUCAUUCAACCUCGAUGGGGACAUCUGUUCCAUGGCCUCAUUUGCCGACGGUGGGGAAAUUUUAGACGGCAUUAUAACUAGAAGCCGGGGUGAGAUUAGACACGUCUGCAGUCCAAAGGUAACAAGCUCCAGUCCAACACCAGCCAAAGAUUUUGCAAGUAACAGUCCGCGGCUGUCAGAUAAGGUCUACAGCCCUCGGAUAAGUGAAAUCAAAGGGGAUCACAGCCCUCGUCGUGGUGGCAGAGGACCCUUUAGUCCAAGAACUCUUGAAACAAGACCGUCUAAUCUAGGGAAAUCUGGUCAAAAUUUAGAGUAGUAGCAUACGCAUACGAGUCCAUAAGUUUUAUUGCACUGUUGUCUUAAGGAAAUAGUACUGUUGCCCAUAAGAUUAAGAUGUUAAUAGGGUGAAUUGGCAUAUAUUUCUUGCUUGUUUCCUGGUUCUGGGUUGUAAUUGUUUGCAUACUAACAACAGAUAUAGCAGAACAAGUGCGUAAAAAGAGUCCUUUCCAUGGUCGCCUUCCACGAAUGGCUUGAUUGUAGCUUGAGAUCAUAUGAUCUCUGUGCACUAACCAUAAUUACAAGAUACUAAUCGUCGUAACAACUUAAGAAUAUGAUCGACUGCCGAAGGUC